AAGGCAGCGGCGAAGAAGAAGCAGAAACAGGCUCGCUUCUGCUGUGUUUGACAUUAGCUGAAAUGGGUAGCUAACAGCAGGCGAGAAGUUUUUUUGCUGCUUGCACUCUGGUAAAGUCAAGCCGCGUACAGGCGUUAAUUAAGUCAUGGAAAACCAAGUUAAGUAGCAGGUUCCGAAUUUUUAUCGACACAACAGCGGGGCUCCCGCAGGUUGAAGCAGCGGCCGCCGCGGAGAUGGCCAACUUGAACUGGAAGCCGUUCAUCUACGGAGGGAUGGCCUCGAUUGUCGCAGAAUUCGGUACAUUUCCCAUCGACCUGACUAAAACCCGGCUCCAGGUCCAGGGUCAGUCCCAGUACACCGAGGUGCGUUACAGAGGGAUGUUCCACGCCCUCUUCAGGAUCGGCAAGGAGGAAGGUAUCCGGGCGCUGUACUCUGGGAUUUCUCCUGCCUUGUUGAGACAAGCUUCUUACGGCACAAUCAAAAUAGGAACCUACAACUCUCUGAAGAGGCUGUUUGUCAGUCGUCCAGAAGACGAGACGAUGGUCAUCAACGUCUUCUGUGGCGUCGUGUCUGGAGUCCUGUCCUCAUCUCUGGCCAACCCCACCGACGUCCUCAAGAUUAGAAUGCAGGCGCAGGGCAGUCUCCUCCAAGGCAGCAUGAUGUCCAACUUCAUCAACAUCUACCAGACGGAGGGCACCAGAGGGCUGUGGAGGGGUGUCAUCCCCACAGCACAGCGAGCAGCCAUCGUCGUCGGGGUGGAGCUUCCUGUCUACGACAUCACAAAGAAACACCUGCUUCGCUCUGGCCUUAUGGGAGACACCAUUUUGGCACAUUUCAUCUCAAGUUUCACGUGCGGCUUGGCGGGUGCGCUGGCCUCCAACCCUGUAGAUGUGGUCCGGACGCGGAUGAUGAACCAGCGAGUUUUGUCGGGAGCACCCAUGUACAAAGGAACACUGGACGGAGUGAUGCAGACAUGGAGGAACGAGGGCUUCUUCGCUCUCUAUAAGGGAUUCUGGCCAAACUGGCUGCGACUGGGGCCUUGGAACAUCAUUUUCUUCAUCACCUUCGAGCAGCUGAAGAAGCUCCCGUUUUAACAGCAGCAGGAAGCGGGACUUGACCGGUCUGUCAGACCGUGUCACAUAAGUGUAUAAGUGGGGUGUGAGCACAGCAGCACCUGGAGAUUUCACACCAGUUUAUUCACACUCCCUUCACACUCAUACCAGUGAUACGUUACGGUAUCAGUCAUCUCCUCGCGCUCAUCCAAAGCUUAUGUUGAGUUCUUUUUAUUUAUUGUCACUGCUUCUGUUAUCGUACUGCUUUACGGACUCCCCAGGCAGCUAAAUAUUUGGUUGUAGCAAAAGUUUGGAAGAUGAGCCUCAUUCUGUUGAGCUGAUGAGAAAGACAGAGUUUACCCCUGUCUAUUAGGUGGCUGGAGUCUUGUGAACUUCGUUUCCUCGGGAUUGCUUCACAGAUCUGGGAAAACACAGGGGAAUCAGUUUAAUUGUAAGCCCAGGAUUUGCAGAAUGCCGUUACAGACGGUUUGAGGAAUUUUUAAAAAAGGAGAAAAGAUUGUGAAGUUUAAAAAUGUAAUGACAUGUAGGAAGCCUGUAUUUUUAAUUGCAUUGGCUCCGCGGGAAAUGCGAUCGGGAACUAUGUCAGAUUUAACUGAUGAAUGUGGAGUGAUCGCAUUUCAUUAACUUCUGUCAGAAUUUUUCACUCAUUUAUUUAUUUUUUUUAUUUUCAGGAAAUAUUCAAUUCAGAUCAGUCACUACGAAUGAAGGUUUUUUUAAUCUUUAUCUUUGCUGAAGAGACAUUUAUUUUUGUCGCUUUGUUCACCUCCAGCCUGCUGCAGUGUUGCCAGCCGAUGGCUUGUGAGCGAUGCUUGCCUCCACACUUCCGUUCCUGAUCCAGCACAUAGUGUGAGUCGCUGUACAAACUCGGUCGCACACGGAGGUGGAUGUACUUUAUCUAACGCAUGUCCAGGUGUACGUAUGCUGCCUUGUUGCACUGCUCUUGCUGUCGUGUCACUCGUGGCAGUCGAUGUGGACAGGAAGUGGGAAAGAGGGCCUUUGUGCCAAAAUUAGUUAUUACCAAAUGGGGUUGAAUUUAUUUGCAGAUACUUCUGAAAGUUGUUAUGUUUGCUGAUACUCUGAGUUUGUGUAAAAUUCUUUACAAGAAAAACUAAAACAAACCAAAUGGAUUUUUUUUUUUUUAAAUUGUAUUUUAAGCUCUGAACGAUAUCUGAACAGUUAUCCUUACACGUAUUAUGAGUUAUUCGCAAAUACAAAUUGUCCCUCGUUUGAUUUGUACGAAACAGGAGUGCAGCUUCCCCCUCACCCUUCUGUCCAUCUGCGUCACCAAGCCUUUUUUUUUUAAAAGUCAAAUAUUAUAUUUUCAAAGUACUUUUUAUUUGUUUCAAAAGCUUUAAGGUAUUUAUUUUCUUAUCUUUUGGUCCUCCUGAUCACAGCUGGGUGUGUUUUAGGUUAGGCGUCCUGAAAGUCGUAUUUCAUCUGUUGUGACGGCACAAACCUGCUGGAUUCAUUAACUGAUGGAAAUAUUUUAUAAUUAGCUUCCACAGCACUUGCUAUGCUCCACGUGUGCUGCUGUGUCCUGUUCUGUGCUGUAGUUGGUUUGUUAUAUCUGAGACCAUAACCCAGCUUGAUUCUGUCUCAGUCAUAUUUCGUCCAUCCUCGUUUUCAGUCUCACCUCUUUAUUUGCUUUCUUCUACGUUGUCGGGAUUUUGUGAAUGAGCUUUUGCCUUCACACGUUUCCUCAUCUUGGUUAAAAACACGUUGCCCUUUUAGCCUGAGAUGCAGCAGCAGAAAUCUCACAGGCACUGAGAAAUCUGAUCCUGACUGCAGAAUCCAACAUCUGCAUACCCAAAGCCACCAAUAGGAGGUAAAAUGUGUAUCCACCAGAAGGUCACUCUUCCUUUCCAUGAGCUGUGGUUUCCCAGCAGCAUCUGACUGUUUUACAUUUUAUCUGACUGCGAGGUGAUGGAUUCAGUUGAUUUUACUGAGGGACUGUGUGUGUGUGUGUGUGUGUGUGUGUGUGUGUGUGUGUGCGCGCGCGCGCGCCUGAGUUUGAUGUUAAGGUAUUUUAAUGCAGUCUUGCCAGAGGCGCACUGUUACAGCCUUACACUUUAUGUUGAUGGCCUGUUUAUGAUGUCAUAUGAUAUCCUCCUCUGCCUGUACUCAUGUCUCAUUACUGUAUUGAGUUUGAGUGUGUGGGUUUAGUAUUUUUCUUCGGACACACAGCUCCUAACCUUUCAGGCACGGCGAGUGAUUUUCACUGUUCACACAUGCAGCUACAUUGAGGAACAUUUCUGUCUUCCGCCUUUUCACACAUGCCAUGGAAAUGCAGGAUAGAUGGGGCGAAAGACAGUCCAGCUGACAGCAGUGACAGCCACCAUAAAGCUCAACAGACGGAGGACACAUUUAGUACAUCACACACCCUGGGAACCUUUGCAGUUUGGUUAGAUUUAGGCACCGUUAUCUCAGUGUCGUCUAUCAUGCGCCUUCCUGUUAUUUUAUAUUAAUAAAAUAGUAUAAUAAUAGUAUAUUAGUUUGCUUACUAGUAUGUUAUGUUUUUGUGGCACUAAACAAGGUUCAAAUACACCACCAUCAGAGUCUUGUGUCAGGCAGAAGUUACUGCUUUCAUUCUCAAUGCAGUCGUACCAGCAUUUUCCCUGAAAUCUCACGCAGCCUUUAAGAGGGAAGUUGUAGAAGUGGUAGAGAUUUCCUUGCUGCCAUUCACACUCUAAUACGUGCAGGAAACGUUUCUGAACAUUUCACAGAUAGACUGUACGUGUCAAAGGGACUGUAGUUACCUUCUACAGACCCUCAGUGUAACGGGAAUUUUUCGGAAACCAGUUUCAAAGCAUUUCGAUGCAUCUGUGGGGAAAUGUGUUCGGGGCUACCUCAGCGGUCGUGCUUUCCUGAGCCAUUUAAAGCUUCUGUUAACAGUCAUGCAUAGUACUGGAAUACAGAAAAAUAUCUAGUUAUCUAGAUUCAUCUGCACAACAUUUACCUUCCUGUAAACUGUGUGAAGUUUAAGUUUAAUCAGCUUGUUUAGUAAACCACAAAUUGGUAGUAAAGAGUUUCCACCGAGUGAAGAAUCGGCUCUCAGAUGUUCAGUGUGUGAGUGCUGAGUUAAUGUGAGUGCAGCGCUUAGGGUGAGGUCGCAGGUCCAGUGAGUCUGCUUUUGUGUUUCAUCCACACUGAAGAAAAAGCAGAUCUCAAAAUGGUUCACGCAGCUGCUUGUAAAGGUUUCUUUUAUGCUCACCAACAACUUCUUUCUUUGUGCACAUUUUUGCAUGUUGCGUGAAUGUAAAUAUUGUUGUGACACUUCACUCCCUCAUAUCAUAUCUGUGGUGGGGUUUUUGGGGUUUUUUUUGUUUGUUUGUUUUCAGGUAAUUUGUGUGAACUGAUCCUUUAAUUCCCCCCCCCCCCCCCCAUGUUGUGUCGCCGUGAGCUGAUGAGUGUCGGAUCGCAGCAGGGUUUGCUGUCACAUGACCAGCCUUUGAGCCGUCCUGUAGUUCACCUCUGAGAUUGUGUUAGUGUUGUUAAAGUUAUUUUAGAACAAUGUUGGGGAAUUUUAUGUUUUAGGUUUCCUGGUUAUUUUUCUAAUUAUUUUUAAAGAGUGCGGCUUUUAAUGUCAACCUGGUUUGAUCUAUUGAUUUGAUUGAAAAGACCCUGUUGUCCAUUCCUGCUCAAAAAACAAAAAGCAUUGCUCACGCUGGCAUGUUUUACUUUGAUUUUGUGUUUUUACGUGAACUGUUGCUAAGUGCUCCGAGUCUCGAAUUUGUUGACCAAAUAUUUUAAAUCUCUCCGUCUCUUUCAACCAGAGAGGGUGAGAAAGGUUUCCCCCGAUGCAAAUCCACAGAUUGCGUCAGUUCCAUCAGUAUGACGCGUAAUCACCGUCACCUUUGGCUGUUUUUUAAAUUUAUUUACUCAUUUUAUUGUUUAUUCAUUUUUUAUUAAUAGAAAUUCACUCUAAUUACCUGCAUCCGUUUUGUAAAACAUCCUGUGUGCAUCCUAAUUUUACCAGAAACUUUUAACAGCUUUUUUUGUUCUUUUGUGUAGCGCUUCCUGAAAGAGAACUUGUGAUUGGUUGAAGUCAGAGAAUAGUUUGACAACACAGGAGAACCUCUUCAAAAUGUCCCCCCAGUGUGCCAUGCAAUCAGAUUUUUUCAUUUGGUAUUUAAACUUUUUACAUCAGUAGACUUUUCAAUCUAUCCUACUGUUUUAAUUCAGAAGUAAUAUAAAACUUGUGACAUGUUUCCUCCCAUUUUCCUCCCCCCAUGCCUCCAUUCAGACAUUCACAUCAGUGAUUCCUUCCCUGCAGACUGUUUGUCUGCUUGUGUUUGUUUUCCCUUGUCCUGCUGUCACGCCGAUCAAACUGAGAAGAUAUCAGCCAUUGACUUAGCAUUGGAUUUCAGCCAGUUAGCAUGAUGUCAUCACCUCCUGAUCACAGCCUGAGAUCCUGCGGUAAAAUCAUUUUAUCCGCAUGUUUAGUUCAUUGGUUUGAUUGCUCAGCGAAACGAACGCCCUGCUUAUAAUGUUUUCGUCAAGAUGUUUUGUCGCAAACUUUGAGUGUGGAAAUUGUGGCCGUCUGACAGGAGAAGAAAAUCUAUAAAUAUUUUUGUACAUUUUCUCUUCACUUCCACUUACCAUUUGCACUUUCGUGUGUCAUUGCUGUCUCUUAACCCUUACGCUUGUUCACUUGAUGAAUUUCUAUGGUGGAAGUUAUAAGAUUUUUUUUCCUCUCUUUGACAGAAUGGGUUGGGCUUUAUAUAAAUUCAGUCCUCACUCCAAUAAAUUAUAUGCUGUGA
Scatophagus argus is the source of this 5833-nucleotide messenger RNA. It is a transcript of the gene slc25a14, whose product is annotated as solute carrier family 25 member 14. Gene Ontology annotation, biological process: mitochondrial transport. The record is from RefSeq and is a predicted model, not a curated record. Bases 234 to 1094 code for a protein of 286 amino acids. The transcript is spliced from 9 exons. Lineage: Eukaryota; Metazoa; Chordata; Actinopteri; Scatophagidae. Gene Ontology annotation, cellular component: mitochondrial membrane.